Messenger RNA from Balaenoptera musculus (blue whale), 1619 nucleotides. It is a transcript of the gene RTCA, whose product is annotated as RNA 3'-terminal phosphate cyclase. The transcript has 11 exons. The record is from RefSeq and is a predicted model, not a curated record. Gene Ontology annotation, cellular component: nucleus. Gene Ontology annotation, molecular function: RNA-3'-phosphate cyclase activity. The coding region runs from base 410 to 1339 and encodes 309 amino acids. Gene Ontology annotation, biological process: RNA processing. Lineage: Eukaryota; Metazoa; Chordata; Mammalia; Artiodactyla; Balaenopteridae.
UGCGCCCUGGCUGUGGGCCGGGUGAACCCGGCUUCUGCACGCAGAGAGGCUUGGUUUGGGUCGGGCGUUCCCGGAGCCGGCGCGUCCUCCGCAUUUACGUGGAGCUCCGCGGCCCCAAGCGAGGACCGCGCCUCCGGAGCUGUGGGGCAGGAGCCCGCGUCUCCUCUUCCUCCCGCUCGGGCCCAGGCUGAGUCGCGGUUGGCCCGGCCCCAGGACGCCCCCCAUGGCGGGCCCGCGGGUCGAGGUGGACGGCAGCAUCAUGGAAGGGGGCGGGCAGAUCUUGAGGGUGUCUACGGCUCUGAGCUGUCUCCUGGGCCUCCCCUUGCGGGUGCAGAAGAUCCGAGCAGGCCGCAGCACGCCGGGCCUUAGUAUUAUGACCUGAAGGCCUCAGCAUUUAUCUGGACUGGAAAUGAUUCGAGAUUUCUGUGAUGGGCAACUGGAGGGGGCAGAAAUCGGCUCAACAGAAAUAAUGUUUACGCCAGAGAAGAUCAAAGGUGGAGUCCACACAGCAGAUACCAAGACAGCAGGGAGUGUGUGCCUCUUGAUGCAGGUCUCAAUGCCCUGUGCUCUCUUCGCUGCUUGUCCAUCAGAACUUCGUCUGAAAGGUGGAACUAAUGCUGAAAUGGCACCACAGAUUGAUUACACAGCCAUGGUUUUCAAGCCAAUUGUUGAAAAAUUCGGUUUCACAUUUAAUUGUGACAUUAAAAUGAGGGGCUACUACCCAAAAGGAGGUGGUGAAGUGAUUAUCCGAAUGUCACCAGUUAAACAGUUGAACCCGAUAAAUUUAACUGACCGUGGCUCUGUGACUAAGAUAUAUGGAAGAGCUUUUGUUGCUGGUGUUUUGCCAUUUAAAGUAGCAAAAGAUAUGGCAGCGGCAGCUGUAAGAUGCAUCAGAAAGGAAAUUAGGGAUCUGUAUGUUAACAUCCAGCCUGUUCAGGAACCUAAAGACCAAGCUUUUGGCAAUGGAAAUGGAAUAAUCAUUAUUGCUGAGACGUCCACUGGCUGUUUGUUUGCUGGAUCAUCGCUUGGUAAACGAGGUGUUAAUGCAGACAAGGUUGGAAUUGAAGCUGCUGAAAUGCUGUUAGCAAAUCUUAGACAUGGCGGUGCUGUGGAUGAGUAUCUGCAAGACCAGCUGAUCAUUUUCAUGGCAUUAGCCAGUGGAAUUUCCAGAAUAAAAACAGGACCAGUUACACUCCAUACCCAAACGGCUAUACAUUUUGCUGAACAACUAGCAAAGGCUAAAUUUACUGUGAAGAAAUCAGAGGAUGAAGAAGAUGCUUCUAAAGACGCUUACAUUAUUGAGUGCCAAGGAAUUGGGAUGACAAAUCCAAAUCUAUAGGGUAUUUGCCUUUUAAAUGAUACCUCAAUGAUGUAUUGCACUAAUCAUUUCAUAAAUAUUAUAGAACAAUGAAUAAGCAGUAACUUAUUAAAGGACCUGACUUAAAUUUGGAGAUGAAGUACAGAAAGUUCUAUAUUUGCUGAGAAUGCUUCGUCCUAUUAAUCUCACUUUGACUGUAUUCUGAGAUAGAUAGGGACAGUGAAAUUUAAGAGUUGGUGAAUAUGUAUGAUAGCUGAUUUCAGUAUUAAAGUAUUGAAAUAAAAUAUUCUUUUCACCUGAA